ACAGGCAGGCAGUUUAGUCAAGUGUGGAGAGGCUCAGCGGUGAGUCUCAUCAGAGAGAAAAGCUGGGUGAGCCAGCAAAUAGCCAGAGAUAAUACAUAAUACUGUCGAAUAAAUCGGGUGGUUUUGGUCAGGAAGCCUUUCAGUGAAAUUAAUUUAAAAAAAAAAGAAGAGAAUAUUGCAUGCUUUCUGGUGACGACGUAGAAAAUUCUUUAGUGGAUACAGUGGUUCUACGGAAGUGAUUGUUAAGCAGCAGAUGGUUAAAAGAUUUGACAUUGAUUUAUUAGUGCAAGGAUUUAGUUCUCAUCAGUGGUUGUCUUUUUUAUAUGCAAAAAAACGCAAAAUUGUGCAAAAGGUUUUUAGAGUGAAUUGAAAGGAGUUGUGCAUGUGUAUAAAUAGGCAAAAUAUCCAUGAAAAUUCUAUUUUAGGAAAAAAGUUAAAGGGAGAAAAGAGAAAAUAUACACGCAUUUUACUGUGAGGUUUGUGAAUAGAGCUAGGAAGCCCCUGUUAGUAGACGAGUUGGGGACACAGAAGAAGAGAGACUGAAGUGUUGAGAAGUUCCUCAAGAAGUGCUUUUGCCACAUGAAUGUGUGGUAGAUUGUUAGUGAAAAUAAGAAGAAAAGUGAGUGAAAAAUUUUGCUUUUGAAGAACGAGAAGACGUUCUAUACUUAACAUUAUUAUUUGACUCCAUAAGAUGUGUUGAGUGACAAUUUGACGACAAUGCGGUAUGAAUGAUGUUCACAUAUAGCAGUGAUAAGAAAUCCACCACGAACAAUUGGUUUUCGUCUCUGAGGCGCCAACCGAAGAAUUCUAGCAAUGCUAAGGAUCCCAAAGAUGCCAAGAAAAUCCAAAAGAGCUGUAUAGAUUUGACAGCUCAUCAGAAAAAUGAAAGUGCCUCACCACAAUCCACAGACUUCCAACAAGUUACGAGAUCUGUGACAGAAUCCAGGGAUGUCAUUGUGGAUCGAAGGGCCAAUGGUAGAGGUGAGAGGACGGAGGAGAGAAAAGUGGUGAAAGUGACCACGAGGACUGUGAUAAAGCAGCGUGUUGACUUCAAUAAUUGGAGUCGAGAUAGACGUGGACUUGUCUUUGAUGACAAUGGUAGAGUGCUGAAUUUGGCCAGACGCCUGAUUGACAAUGAUGAAAAUCUCCAGUACAUCGAUGAUGCCGAUGGCAAAGGGAAUUCAAAGCAAAUUAAGGAUGAAUUGUGCGAGGUGGUGUCAGAGAUGGAGUCCCUUGACUCCCAAGAAGACUGCAAAUAUUCCAAUAAGGACAAACAAAUGUCCAUUGGACGGAAGAAAUUCAACAUGGAUCCAAAGAAGGGGAUUGAGUAUCUGCGGGAGAAUCACCUGAUACGGAUGGAUCCACAAGAUGUUGCGUACUUAUUGUACAAAGGGGAGGGAUUAAAUAAGACAGCAAUUGGGGAUUAUCUGGGGGAGAAAAAUGACUUCAAUGAACAAGUAUUAAAAGCAUUCGUCGAAUUGCAUGAUUUCACCAAUUUAAUCCUGGUACAAGCUUUAAGACAAUUCCUCUGGUCCUUCCGGUUGCCAGGUGAGGCCCAGAAGAUCGAUAGGAUGAUGGAGUGUUUUGCCCAACGCUACUGCCAUCUGAAUCCGGACAUUUUUACAAAUACUGAUACAUGCUAUGUACUCAGUUUUGCCAUCAUAAUGCUCAAUACAUCACUCCACAAUCCAUCGGUGAAGGACAAACCCAGCAUUGAGCAAUUCAUUUCGAUGAAUCGUGGCAUCAAUAAUGGUGGUGAUUUGCCACGUGAACUACUCGAAUCGCUGUACGAGAGCAUCAAGACGGAACCCUUCAAGAUACCUCAAGAUGAUGGAAAUGAUCUCAUGCAUACAUUUUUCAAUCCUGACAAGGAGGGUUGGCUGUGGAAGCAGGGAGGCAGAUAUAAAUCAUGGAAGAGACGAUGGUUCAUCCUCAAUGACAAUUGUCUGUAUUACUUUGAGUAUACAGCAGACAAGGAACCACGCGGAAUUAUUCCACUUGAGAAUAUAUCCGUCCGGGAAAUCAGUGAUCGCAACAAGCCUCAUUGUUUUGAACUGUAUGCCUGUGGGGGUGCUGAUAUCAUCAAGGCAUGCAAAACGGACUCUGAGGGAAAGGUUGUUGAGGGAAAGCACACGGUCUAUCGGAUGUCAGCGGCCACGGAGGAGGACAAACAAGAGUGGAUCAAAUGUCUCACACAGUCCAUCAGUCACAGCCCCUUCUACGAUAUUCUCGUUCAGCGCAAAAAGAAAGCACUGACCAAAAGCUAAUGGGAUGGGGAUCUUUUGUACUCGGGAGCUUUCCAUCCAUGGGACACAUCGUCGAAUGGAGAUUUGUGAGAAAAAGUGAAAGGUAUUCUUAAGAAUUUAUUUUGGAAAAUAAUUUGGUUUUUUCCACUUUCCUCCUUUUUUCUUUCAAAUCACACCUUUUGCACUUUGAUUUGAGGCAUAAAGUGUCGAUUGAAAAAUGAAAAAGAAAUUAAAAAAAAAAAAGAAAAAGUAAAAGAAGGAGCAAAAUAUUCCUUUACAAGCAAUAUCUGUGGAACAACUUUUGAAAUAGUGAAGUUAAAUUAAUUGUGACAUUUUUAACCAUCUUUACAAAAAUGGAAAAAGAAAAUAGAAGAUUGAGGUUAAUUUUUUUUAGAUAAUUUAUGGUUAUAAUUACAGUAAAUUUAGUUAUUUCUUGAUUACACAAACAAAAAGUCAUAUACAAAUUUAUUUAUUAUUAAAAGAAAAAUGAAAAUCAAAUUUAUUAAAUUGAGAAUCUAAGGUAAAAAUAAUUGUAACAUGAAGAAUGCACAAAAGUUGCGGAACAAUUUGUAUAAUUUUUUUGUAGAUAGUGAGAAGAAGAAAAAAAGAUGAAAAAUUGUCGUUGAUAAAUUAGAAAAUAAAACGCCAUUUUGAAGCUA
This is a messenger RNA of Phlebotomus papatasi, 2905 nucleotides long. It is a transcript of the gene step, whose product is annotated as cytohesin-1. The record is from RefSeq and is a predicted model, not a curated record. NCBI's taxonomy places the organism in Eukaryota, Metazoa, Arthropoda, Insecta, Diptera, Psychodidae. Gene Ontology annotation, biological process: regulation of ARF protein signal transduction. Bases 729 to 2267 code for a protein of 512 amino acids. The transcript has 6 exons. Gene Ontology annotation, molecular function: guanyl-nucleotide exchange factor activity.